Messenger RNA from Exophiala bonariae, 1206 nucleotides. RefSeq lists its product as uncharacterized. The coding region runs from base 1 to 1206 and encodes 401 amino acids. The record is from RefSeq and is a predicted model, not a curated record. Gene Ontology annotation, molecular function: transmembrane transporter activity. Gene Ontology annotation, cellular component: membrane. Gene Ontology annotation, biological process: transmembrane transport. The transcript has 4 exons. NCBI's taxonomy places the organism in Eukaryota, Fungi, Ascomycota, Eurotiomycetes, Chaetothyriales, Herpotrichiellaceae.
AUGGACACCGAGAAGUCCGAAUACAGCAGCGGAGUGGCAGCUCGAGCAGGCCCCGGCUCCGAUGACUUUGCCACUGGCGACGGGAACGUCGUGGUAUUUGAUCCCAGGGUCGUUCGCAAGCUCAGGCGCAAAAUGGACUUCAUCAUCCUCCCAACGCUGGCUACCAUGUAUACAUUCAAUUCCUUGGAUCGAAGCAAUCUCGGCAAUGCCAAAACAGCAGGCUUGUCCAAAGACACGAAUCUGAAGGGGGAGCAGUACAAUCUGCUUCUGACGCUCUACUACGUCAUGUUCGUGCUUUUUGGUCCCGUAAUGGCUGUUUUUACCAAGGUAUGCUCGGCAAAGGUCAGUCUGCCCGCCAUGAUGUUGGCCUUUGGCAUUGCGUCCGCCACGACGGCGGUUGCGAAAGACUUCGGAGGUCUAGCCGCCUGUCGCAUCAUCGUCGGUAUCUUUGAGUCUGGGUUCCUAGCAUCAGUUGUCUUCUACCUGAGCAAAUGGUAUACUCGAGGGGAAAUCGCCUCGCGCAUUGCCAUUUUUUAUGCCGGUGCUGUGAUCGCUUCCGCUUUUGGAGGAUUAUUGGCCUUUGGAAUGUUUCAAGUCAAGCCAUCGGGCAACCUCUUCGUCUGGUCGUAUCUUUUCAUUCUCGAAGGAUGCGUGACCUGCCUGGUCGCAAUACUUGCAUAUUUCAUUCUUCCAAAGGACAUUGCGAAUGCGUACUUCCUCACUCCAACGGAGAAAGUGGUCGCAGAGAAACGCAUGCAACUCGAGUCUAUGGAGAACCGAAGUGAGAAAUGGGUUUGGUCUGAGGCCAUCAGUGAGUUCAAGACCGUCCAUGGCUGGGCGCGUGUCGUCAUUGCGUUGUCCGUGGGAAUUCUCCCCAAUUCCAGCGCCAAUUUUCUCGCCAUUAUGGUGACUCGGUUUGGAUAUUCUGUGACGAAGACCAACUUGUACACCGUGGCGCCCGCUCUGACAGCAGCUACCUGCUUACUCGUCUUUGCAUACUCAUCGGACCAUUUUCGCGAGCGUGGGUUCCACAUGAGCGUUCCUCUUGCACUGAGCCUCGUGGGAUAUGCAGUUUUGCUCGCCGUGGAUGUCGAACAUCAAAAAGGGAUCGGUUAUAUGGCCAUAUUCUUCUGCACGAUCGGGGUAAGUAAAGAGAAGAUCGUCUCUUUAAAAGGCAUGAACACUGAGAUUCUUCUCCUCUCCUAG